Anarrhichthys ocellatus (wolf-eel) is the source of this 882-nucleotide messenger RNA. Its product is annotated as CCR4-NOT transcription complex subunit 6-like. Gene Ontology annotation, molecular function: 3'-5'-RNA exonuclease activity. Bases 1 to 291 code for a protein of 96 amino acids. The record is from RefSeq and is a predicted model, not a curated record. Lineage: Eukaryota; Metazoa; Chordata; Actinopteri; Perciformes; Anarhichadidae. The transcript is spliced from 2 exons.
AUGAAAAGGGCUGAAGACACUAGAGAGAAUGCAGGUUUAAGACACAUCACGUCUUUGUGUCCUCAGGGCGUUAUCGACUACAUAUUCUUCUCAAAGACCCACAUGAGCGUCCUGGGCCUGAUGGGACCGCUGGACACCCAGUGGCUCGUCGACAACAACAUCACCGGCUGCCCCCACCCGCACAUCCCCUCGGACCACUUCUCCCUGCUGGCCCAGCUGGAGCUGCACCACCCUCCCCCGCCCCACCCGCUCAACCCCCUCAACGGGCUGCACCUGCCGGUCCACAGGUAGUCCAGCCUGACCGAACAGCCCCGCCAACACCUUCCUGUCUCACCUUUAAAACACUCCCCCACCCCCCCCUCCAGCUUUAUACAGGACCCUGUACAGACCACCGAUCAUGUUAACGCUCAAGACGCCAUCCGACCCUAAAGGAGUGAAGUAUUCGCCUGUUUGUUGCUCCUUUUUUUGUGCUUUUGCACAAUGUAAAUGUUUGUUUUAAUACAUUUAUUUCCCUCCCCCUUAAAAAAGGCUUGAUACCAAAUGUUGGGCUUGGGAUGAAGUUUUGAAUUGUUUUGUUUUUUCCUCUACUACAACAACAAACCUUAAUGACGAAUACUAUCGAGCAGAUUAGCUGAAUUUCAUUUGUUUUUUUGUUUUUGACACUUCACACAGCCGUGAAGUUUUUAGAGUUAAAACACAACUUAAUAUUAAUGUUGUGUUAAAGUCACAGUCUGCUGUCACUCCCCAAUUUACCUGACAGGUAUUUUAAAUAACGGAGAAACACUACAAACAGCUGACGGUUAGGAACGUUUACGUGAAAAAGGUUUGUUUACAUCGGUCACUUUUAUAAACGCAGAACCAUAUUCUCAAUUCUGCUACAAC